Hibiscus syriacus is the source of this 552-nucleotide messenger RNA. Its product is annotated as 40S ribosomal protein S27-2-like. NCBI's taxonomy places the organism in Eukaryota, Viridiplantae, Streptophyta, Magnoliopsida, Malvales, Malvaceae. Gene Ontology annotation, molecular function: structural constituent of ribosome; RNA binding. The record is from RefSeq and is a predicted model, not a curated record. The transcript is spliced from 4 exons. Bases 83 to 343 code for a protein of 86 amino acids. Gene Ontology annotation, biological process: translation; ribosomal small subunit assembly. Gene Ontology annotation, cellular component: cytosolic small ribosomal subunit; ribosome.
UUCCAAAUCCCCAACCCUAAAACUAAAAUCAUUCCUCAGCGGCGCUGUCGACCUUCAAGCUCUCAUUCCGCAAAACGCAAACAUGGUUCUUCAAAACGAUGUCGAUUUGUUGAAUCCUCCUGCCGAGCUCGAGAAGAAGAAGCACAAGCUCAAGCGUCUCGUUCAGUCUCCCAAUUCCUUCUUCAUGGAUGUCAAAUGUCAAGGCUGCUUCAAUAUAACGACCGUAUUUAGCCACUCUCAAACUGUGGUGGUGUGUGGAAACUGCCAGACGGUUCUAUGCCAGCCGACUGGUGGGAGAGCUAGGCUCACCGAAGGUUGCUCUUUCAGGAAGAAGGGAGACUAAAUCUGAUCUCAAUGCAACGAUUGGAGGAUGAGUUUCGUAUGUUCCCGGUCUGGUUAUCUUUUUGAUGUGUUAAAAAUGUCUUUGUUUUAGCAGCAGAUUAAGGGAUUUAGAAAGACUAUAUAUCUUUUUGAUGUGUUUUAUAUGUGCUACUGUUCUCAAUUUAGUGGCGUUCUGUUUUUUGUGUGUUUUAAUGAAUGUGGAGUUGCAUU